Zonotrichia leucophrys gambelii is the source of this 2779-nucleotide messenger RNA. RefSeq names its product solute carrier family 5 member 11 (gene SLC5A11). The coding region runs from base 213 to 2213 and encodes 666 amino acids. The record is from RefSeq and is a predicted model, not a curated record. Gene Ontology annotation, cellular component: plasma membrane. The transcript has 17 exons. Gene Ontology annotation, biological process: transmembrane transport. NCBI's taxonomy places the organism in Eukaryota, Metazoa, Chordata, Aves, Passeriformes, Passerellidae. Gene Ontology annotation, molecular function: D-glucose:sodium symporter activity.
AUGAUCUGUAAUUCCUCUCCAGGUGCCAUGAAAGAUGCCAAGGGCCAGAGAAGGAGCUCAGCUUCAGGCUGCUCCGCUGGCAAACCCCGAUUCUCUGGCAAUAUUUAAGCUGCCUGUCAGUUGGCAGAGCCCUGCUGGUGCCCGGCGCGGGGAGCAGAAUAAGACCCGGCUGAGCGCAGUGUGUGCAGCAGGCCAGGCCGUGCCCAGCAGCCAUGGAGCCCAGCAGCGUGCCCCCAGCCUCGGUGACCCCCUCGUGGGACGUGUUCCCCCAGCAGACCCUGGAGCCCGUGGACAUCGCUGUGCUCGUGCUCUAUUUCCUCUUCGUGCUGGCCGUGGGGCUCUGGUCCAUGUGGAAGACGCAGCGCAGCACCGUCAAGGGCUAUUUCCUCGCCGGGGGACAGAUGGUCUGGUGGCCUGUGGGUGCAUCCCUGUUUGCCAGCAACGUGGGCAGCGGGCACUUCAUCGGCCUGGCGGGCUCGGGAGCUGCCUCGGGCAUUGCAGCCACAGCCUACGAGUGGAACGGCAUGUUCUGUGUGCUGGUGCUGGCCUGGCUCUUCCUGCCCAUCUACAUCGCCUCGGGGGUUACCACCAUGCCGGAGUAUCUGCAGAGGCGCUUUGGAGGCAAAAGAAUUCAGAUAUUCCUGGCCAUCCUCUACCUGUUCAUCUACAUCUUCACCAAAAUAUCUGUGGACAUGUACGCCGGGGCCCUGUUCAUCCAGCAGGCCCUGCACUGGGACCUGUACAUCGCCGUGGCCGGGCUGCUGGCCAUCACUGCUGUGUACACCGUGUCUGGUGGCCUGGCAGCUGUGAUCUACACGGAUGCCCUGCAGACCCUCAUCAUGCUCAUCGGGGCCGUGUCCCUCAUGGUCUUCAGUUUCAUUGAAGUCGGUGGCCUGGAAGGUUUGCAGGCAAAGUACUUUGGUGCCAUCCCCAGCAUCCGGCAGGAGAACAGCAGCUGUGGGCUGCCCAGGGCAGACGCUUUCCACAUCUUCAGAGACCCCGUCAGCUCGGACCUGCCCUGGCCAGGGGUCCUGGUGGGAAUGACCAUCCCCUCCCUGUGGUACUGGUGCACAGACCAGGUCAUUGUUCAGAGGUCCCUCGCUGCCAAAAACCUCUCCCACGCCAAAGGAGGCUCCUUGAUGACCUCCUACUUGAAGAUUUUGCCCCUCUUUAUGAUGGUAAUGCCAGGCAUGAUCAGCCGGGUUCUGUUCCCAGACCUGGUGGCUUGUGCAGACCCAGAAAUUUGCCAAAAAAUCUGCGGCAACCCCUCUGGCUGUUCUGACAUUGCUUAUCCCAAGCUGGUGCUGGAGCUGCUGCCUGUGGGGCUCAGGGGCCUGAUGAUGUCCGUGAUGAUUGCAGCCCUCAUGUCCUCCCUGACCUCCAUCUUCAACAGCUCCAGCACCAUCUUCACCAUGGACCUCUGGAAGCACCUCCGGCCCCGCUGCUCCGAGUGGGAGCUGAUGGUCGUGGGCAGGGUGUUUGUGCUGCUGCUGACCGUGGUGUCCAUCCUGUGGAUCCCCCUGGUGCAGGCUGGCCAGGGGGGGCAGCUCUUCAUCUACAUCCAGUCCAUCAGCUCCUACCUGCAGCCGCCCGUGGCCGUGGUCUUCAUCCUGGGCUGCUUCUGGAGGAGAGCCAACGAGAAGGGCGCGUUCUGGGGGCUGCUGCUGGGGCUGCUGCUGGGUGGGGUGCGCCUGGUGCUGGAUUUCAUCUACCCCGAGCCGCAGUGCGGGCAGCCCGACACGCGGCCCGGCGUGGUCAGGCACAUGCACUACCUCUACUUCUCCAUGGUGCUGGGGGCCGUCACCAGCCUCACCGUGCUCCUGGUCAGCCUGGCCACCGAGCCCCCGGCCCCCGAACAGAUCAGCCGGCUGACCUGGUUCACCCGCGGGGAUGCCCCGGCCGUGCAGGAGGCAGCAGCAGCAGCAGCCGGGCCUGGCCCCACCAAGGAGCAGCUGGAGCUGAGCCCCACUCCUGAGAGCGGCCCCGACUCCAGCAAAGGUGCAGCCGAGGCCAAGGGCAGCUCCAAGCUGCUGAGCACCGUGCUGUGGCUCUGUGGCAUGGAGCGCAGGCAGGAGGGGGCUGAGCCCCUGCCCAGGCCUGAGCCCCUGCCCGUGGUGUCCCUGGAGGAGGAGCCCCUGGUGAAGCACAUCCUGAACAUCAACCUGCUGCUCUGUGUGUGUGCUGGGGUCUUCCUCUGGGCCUACUUUGCAUAGCCAGGGGGAUGCCAGGCACACACACCAUCUAAUCCUAACUGGUGUAAAUAUUAAUGAUUAGUGGAGGGUUAAUGUAAUUCUUAAUGCUUUCUAAAUUUUAUUUCUUUAUUUAAGAUAUUUUAAAGACAUAAUAUUUUCCUUAUUUCUAAUGGGGGCCUGGCUGUGCCUGGGCAGAGCACUUGGCACUGGCACUGCCAGACCCCACCUGGCACCAACCAGCUGAGGACGGUUGGUUUGGUUAUUUUAAAUAUUUAAUUUUGCUCUUUGGCCUUAGAGCACUGCCUGGAAUUCAGGAAGCCUGGAAUCUCUUCCUAUUUAUGCCUUGAUAACCAGCUACGACCCCUUGGGUCCCCCUCUGGUUCAGCUCCUCUGGCCUUGGGGGACAGCAGUGACACCUCGAGUGCCCAGAGCAGAGCCCAGGGCUGUUCUCUGUGCUCUGCUGUGCCUCUGGCUCAGCUGUGCCCGUUCAGCUCCUUCCCUGUGUGCAGUGAGUGCUCAUGGACCUGUCUGGGAGCUCUGGCUGAGGUACCACCACUGACACUCCAAUGGCAGCACCAGCACCAGCA